Messenger RNA from Juglans regia (Persian walnut), 750 nucleotides. Its product is annotated as protein FAR1-RELATED SEQUENCE 5-like. Lineage: Eukaryota; Viridiplantae; Streptophyta; Magnoliopsida; Fagales; Juglandaceae. The record is from RefSeq and is a predicted model, not a curated record. The coding region runs from base 1 to 750 and encodes 249 amino acids. The transcript has a single exon.
AUGGAGAAAGAGGAAGAAUGCACAUCUACUAGCCGACCGCUAUUUUUUUCAGAAAACAGUAAUUCUAUGCAUACCCCAAAUGUGAGAGAUGACAAGGUAGUGACUGAUAAUCACGGUGUAGUGUUGAGGAAUGAUGAUGAUGAUGUGGUUUUAGAGCCAACGCCGAGAAAUGAUAAUGAUGGGGUUUUAGAGCCAAUGUUGGGAAAUGAUGAUGACAGAGUUUUAGAACCAACACCGGGAAAUGAUGAUGAUGGGGUUUUAGAGCCAACGCCAGGAAUGUUUUUUAAAACUGAGAAAGAACUCAUUUACUACUACAAACAAUAUGGGAGACAGUCUGAAUUCGGCAUAAUGACCCAAAGAAGUAAAAGGAAAGAUGAUGGGAGUGUUAGAUAUGUAACACUUGGUUGUGCUCGUGGUCGUAAGGUAAGGAAACGUAUUACCAACAUUUCUAAACCACGCUCGAUAACGAAGAUUGAUUGUAAUGUGAGAAUUAAUGCAGUUUUGGCUGAUGGUAUCUUACAUAUAACUAUUGUCUGCAAUUCACAUAAUCAUGAGUUAAGUUUACAAAAGGCAAGAUUUUUUAGAUGUAAUCGUGCAAUUGAUGAUUUCGUGAAGAGACAGUUAGAUAUUAACAACAAUGCAGGCAUAGGUAUGGCCAAAAGUUUUAACGCAUUAGUUAUCGAGGCUGGUGGUUUUGAGAAAUUUACAUUUAUUGAAAAAUAUGCAAGGAAUUAUACAGACAAGGCUUGA